CUGGGGACCCACCUGAGCGCGCAUGCGCGCGGCCGCCCUGAGGCCUCGGGUCCCGCUUGUGGUGCUCACGGCGCGGUCGUCAGCCCCACGCCUUCGAGGCCGUCGCGUCCGCGCCUUUCUGCCCUCAUCCACGUUCGCCUUACGAGGCGCCUCCCGGUGCCGAGCGCUGGGGGCCUCCGAGCGCUGGGGGGCCUCCGCCCGCGGAGCCUGCAGGUGACCCGACCUGCCCUGGCCCGUGGGAGCCCCCCCGGGGGCCUCCUGCAGGAGGCUCGCCUCCCACUGCUCCCAGGCCCGGGGCUCCGUGUGCGCCGCCCGGCGUGGUGGCAGCAGCCACGCGUGGCUCAGGCUUCCAUACAGCUGAGUUGAGCCGUGGCUGCUAGGUGCUGAGAGCCCAGCCUGAACUGUUGGGAACGCUGCACGAGCCAGGCCAGCGUCGUUAGGAUGUGGCCGAUCAGGCAGACGCUGGCUCUGUGGGAAGACAGUGGCCCUGGUCUCUGUAAGAAGAUGUCCUACGGAUCUAUCGCUGGCAGUGGCGGCCUGGGGAGCCAUGGCCCUUUCGGGGGACCCUCCAGACAAGGCUAUCAGCCCCUAGAGUGCGCUAAAUGUUGGACCGAGUACGGAAUCCGCCAUUUCCCCUGCCCGUCGCCAGACAGCCGCCCGCAGGACCCCUGUGUGGGCAAGGAUGGGGAAGGUGAUCUGGGGUCGGCGGGCACGUCCAGAGGCCCGAGGGCCAGGAAGCGAGGGCCAGGGGUCGUCCCUGAAGCCAGUGGGAUGCCGGAGCCCGCCUCACCACCCACUGCCGGCCCGAGGAAGGACUCCGCCGGUGGGGCCCAUGGCCGGCUGGCGGGACCCAGUGCCACGCGGGCCAAGAAGAGGAAGCCCAACUUCUGCCCGCAGGAGACGGAGGUCCUGGUGUCCAAGGUCAGCAAGCACCACCAGCUGCUGUUCGGCACAGGGCUGCUGAAGGCCGAGCCAGCCCGCAGGUACCGCGUGUGGAGCCGAAUCCUGCAGGCCGUGAACGCCCUGGGCUACUGCCGCCGCGACAUUGUGGACCUCAAGCACAAGUGGCGGGACCUGCGCGCCCUCGUGCGGCGCAAGCUGGGUGAUCUCCAGCGUGUGGCCCACGGCCGCGGCGGGCCCCAGGCCCUGGCCCUCACGCCCGUGGAGCAGGCGGUGGCCAAGACCUUCUCGUGGCAGGCCCUGUCAUCGGAGGGCUUCGGCCCGGAGCCGCUCCGAGCCACCCAGGUGGACCCAGGUGACCUCCAGGAGCUGUUCCAGCAGACAUCGGCCAGCGUCUUCCGAAUUAACUCCCACGUGACCUCCUUGGAGCAGAACCUCCGGUCCCUGGGCACGCCGAAUGACACGCAGGAGCUGAGGGAGAGCCUGCACACGGCGCAGCAGGAGACCAACAAGACCAUCGCGGCCAGCACUAGCGCCAUGAGGCAGAUGACGGAGCUCCUGCGGGGCUGCUCCCGGCAGGAGCGACUUCAGCUGGAGCGCCUGAGAACUCAGCUGUCCGAUGCUAUUCAGUGCUACGGUGUGGUGCAGAAGAAAAUUGCAGAAAAGUCCAGAGCCCUGCUUCCCACGGCACAGCGGGGUGGCAAACAGCAGCAGAGUCCCCAGACCACUUUUGCUGAGCUGCCUGAUGAUGAAAAGAUCUUUAAUGGGGGUGACAGCAUGUGGCAGGGCCAGGAGCAGGUACUGCUUCCAGAGAUCACGGAGGAGGACCUGGAGGCCAUCCGGCUGCGUGAGGAGGCCAUCCUGCAGAUUGAGAGUGACUUACUGGAUGUAAAUCAGAUCAUCAAGGACUUGGCCUCCAUGGUGUCAGAGCAAGGAGAUGCCAUUGGGUCCGGCAGCAGCAAGGCAACGUGCCGGCAGAGCUCCAGCCCAGAGCCAGCCGUGGCGGCCCUGCUGCCUGGGCUGGGCUGUGCACCCCUGCGGCAGGGCCCCCACUCCCGCACCAAGACGCGCAAGCCCAACUUCAGCCCCCAGGAGACGGAGGUGCUGGUGCAGAGGGUGACACGCCACUACCCGCUGCUGUUUGGGGCGCUGCGGGGCACGCCGUCCCGGAAGCACCGCGUGUGGAACAAGAUCCUGCAGGCGGUGAACGCGCUGGGCUACUGCCGGAGGGACCUGGGUGACCUCAAGCACAAGUGGCGGGACCUGCGUGGGGCGGUGCGCAAGAAACUGGCGGAGCGCCCGCGGGCCCCCGGCCUCAUCCUCACCCCUGUCGAGUGCAUGGUGGCCGAGACCUUUUCAGCCCCAGCCCCCCUAGGCGAGGGCCAGGCUGCCGAGCCCCUGCCAACGGACGAGGAAGAUGAGGCCCCCAGCUGCCUGUGGCUACCCCUGCGGACCCUGGAUGGGCCGAGCCUGCCUGAACCUGACCCCUUGGAUCUACGAGGAGCUAUCCCUGCAUCCGCCUCCUCGCCCUCCCCACCAGCCUCCCCAGCCUCGGUGCCCCCUGCGGCUGCGUUCCCAGGGGCCCUUGGGCCCUCCCCACCCUCCACUGUGCCACCCCCACCCCCUGGGCGGCCCGCGGGGGAGGCCUCCGAGUUUGAGCAGCGGCUGCUGGACUCCCAUCGGCGACAGGGUGCGCUGCUGUCGCACUGGUCCCGGCAGCAGAGUGCUCUGAUGGCCCAGCAGAACGUGCUGCUGGAGAGCCUGGUGACGCAGAGCCAGCGGCUGGCCGAUGGCAUGGAGGCCCUCACCCGGACCCUCGAGAAGCUGGUGGGGGCCGGCCCGGUGCGGGGAACCUCGCCUCCGGUCGUGGAUGGCACCCCUGCCGGCGGAGCGGCCUGUGGGCCCGGCAGAGGCUCGCGGGGCAGCCCCCAGGGCCCCCACCCGGGCCUGGAGGUCUUCUCAGGGAUGAUCCUGAAGGUGGAGGAGGAGGUCUAGGGUCUGGCCCCCGGAGGGCUGCACACAGCAUUGUCUCCGGCCCUUCCGGGAGGUGGGCUGGGGGACAGCGGGACGGAGUUGGGGCCUCGACGGAGCCGGCGAGGACAAAGACACCCUCAUGGGCGUUGUCUGUGGUGCUCAACGUGCAGGGAAAGGCCCUGGGGCCGGUCCGUGGGUCCUGAGCAGCAGUCUACUCAGGGACGUCAUGGCUGCAGGAGGCAGAGGGGCGCUGGCAGAGCCCAGCCCCCACUCCCAUCCCGCGCUCUCACCCGCUGCGGAGUGCCUUGGAGGACAGUGCCGGCACCUCCCUGCGGCUGCGGGGCAUAGCUCCCUGGACCUGGAGUGCCCCCGCGAAGCCGCCGCCUCCUCCUCCUGAUGUGUGGGCUUUGUGGCCUGGGAUCCAGCACUUUCCUCGAUUCUGCCAAGGGAACCGCGUCUUGUGGGCCUGCAGUCAUUUCUGCCCGGUUUUACAUCUGUGGGGUGAUGGACACAUGGACGCGUCUGGGUGACUCAGUACUGUAUGGGGGGGAUGCCAUUUUGUACCUACUGAUAUCCUUGCAAAAAAAUAUUUUUCUCAUAUGAGCAUAAAAUAACGAAAAAAAGACA
This is a messenger RNA of Ailuropoda melanoleuca (giant panda), 3501 nucleotides long. It is a transcript of the gene TSNARE1, whose product is annotated as t-SNARE domain containing 1. The coding region runs from base 442 to 2895 and encodes 817 amino acids. Gene Ontology annotation, biological process: vesicle-mediated transport. The record is from RefSeq and is a predicted model, not a curated record. Gene Ontology annotation, cellular component: membrane; nucleus. NCBI's taxonomy places the organism in Eukaryota, Metazoa, Chordata, Mammalia, Carnivora, Ursidae. The transcript is spliced from 14 exons.